Ceratina calcarata is the source of this 2582-nucleotide messenger RNA. RefSeq lists its product as uncharacterized. Lineage: Eukaryota; Metazoa; Arthropoda; Insecta; Hymenoptera; Apidae. The coding region runs from base 7 to 2286 and encodes 759 amino acids. The transcript has 8 exons. Gene Ontology annotation, cellular component: membrane. The record is from RefSeq and is a predicted model, not a curated record.
UCCAAGAUGUUCAAGUUCAUGGUUAUCGCCGCGUUCCUCGCCGCCUCAGUGCUCGCUGCUCCCACGACUCAGGACGCCCCUCACCAGCCGUCGAUCCUCGAGGAUGCACUCACUAUUUACGGAUCCUGCUCCGGAGAACAGGAUAUCUCCGUCUGCCUGAAGUUGAAGGCUCUCCAGUUCGUUGACAGAGCGGCUCGUUCGGCCAACAUCGAGGUCGUCGACGGGUUCAAGUUCGUACAGACCGAGGAGGCUAAGAAUAGUCGCGCUGACAAUGCCAGAUCGUUGAACGACAUCGAAAGUUCUCUGCCGACGGAAGUCGAAGCCAAGGAAGCCGCGAUCGAUGAGGCCAUCGUCGACAGGACUGCUAAAUUCCUCUCGACUCACACCGUUGAACUCAGCCUGCCCGAGGAAGUCUCCCGCUCCUUCGACGAAGCUCGUGGAAAGAAGAAGAAGAUCGUGAAAUCUCUCUUGCCCAUUCUGCUGCUUCUGAAACUGAAGGCUGCCGCUUUGAUCCCGAUCGCUCUCGGUGGUCUGGCCCUGUUGGCUCUGAAGGCUCUCGUCAUCGGCAAGAUCGCUCUCAUCAUCAGCGCUGUCAUCGCCCUGCAGAAGCUCCUCGGCAACAAGAAUCAGAGCUACGAGGUCGUCGCCCACCCCGUCCACUCGUACGGCCACGAAGAACACCACGACCACCACGGCUGGGCGAGAUCGGCAGGCUCUGACCUCGCGUACAAAGCGUACAAACCUUCCGAAUUGAUUAUGGAACCAACGGAAGAGUCAAUUCUGAACAAUGAAGAGUCGACGAGUUUCGGCGAAGCAUUCGGCGCCUGCCUCGCUAGCAAAGAAUUCGGUGCUUUCGAAUGCGCGAAUCGCGGUGCCUUGAGUGCUCUACAGUCGCUGAAUCACAAAGAUAAUUUGGAUUUCGGCGAGGUUCAUUUGGAGAGAGCGGACGGUUACGGCAGAGAGCUCCUCGAUUUGGACUACGAUCCGAAAGAUUUUGGGAAUAUCGUGAAAGCGGCGACGAGGCUGAUGGAACGUAGGAACCUCAGAUGGAAUUUGGACAACGUGUAUCCCGGGCUACAAUUGAGGGCUGGUCCGAUGUUAAACGGCAAUGGGAUUUUGGAGUUCGUGAUCAACGAGAGGGCUGCGACUUUUAGCGACAGACACGCUGGUCCAGGAAGGCAAAUGAUGAGGCACCUGCUGUUACCGUUCCUCCUGGGCUUCAAGUUCAACUUGGCAUCUCUGAUUCCGUUGCUAUUCGGAUUCCUGUUGCUGCUCACGAAGAAGGCGCUUAUAUUGACGAAGAUAGCACUUGUUAUCAGUGGACUACUGGGAUGGAACUCUAUGCUGGCUGCUGCUCCACCACCCGUUUACCCUGGAGGGGGCUUCCACCCUUAUGGACAGGAAGCACCGUUCGGAGGAUCUUACUAUGAACAUCAUAAUUUUCAUCACAAACCAUUCCGGGGCUAUCAUUCUAAUGAUUUCGAGCCGUUCAGUCAGCACGUGAUUCGAGAAGUGGUCGACGUUUACGAUAACACGGAGCAGACGGCGAAGAAUAAACGAAAUGGGAAGAAUUUUUUCGAGUACGUUGCUCGAACUUCUGUGUUUUCUGCUUUCCUGCCCCUGAGCAUAAUGAAGAGAAUCGGUUACGUCAUUUUGCUUGUUCACCUGGUGCUGCUGUUCGAUCCAGCGAGGAGCAAAAACGAAUACACGAAACUGUUCGACAAGUGCGCCAGAGAGAAGAAUGCGUUCGAUUGCUUGAAACGGAGGGCGUUGGAGAUCCUCGAUUCGGCGAUCGGCGACGACUCGGUGUACGUGUUGAACGACUACGUGACCAUUGGAAAGGAUCCCGCGGCGUUGCCCAGCAAUGCGUCCUUUAAAAACGAAAACGGGACGGAGCUUACUUUGGAUCAGAAACUCGACAGCAAGUUCCACGAGUACAUUGCCUCUAGAAGCGUCAAGCUGACUAUUCCUGGAGAAACAUUCGAAGGUCGAAGGAAGAAGGGCAAAGGAUACGGUGCUCUCAUGAUGGGCGCCUUGGCUGUGGGAGCGAUGAUGGCACAGCUAGCUUACGGCAAGAUCGCGUUCAUCGCAGGAACGGCGUUGCUCACGGCUAAAAUCGCGUUAGUCCUCAGCGCCAUUAUCGGGUUGAAGAAGCUUGUAUCCGGUCAAGGUGGUGGCAGCCACGAGGUAAUUUACGCCACCGGUUCCGAACACCACGGAGGCUACAGCGGCGGAGGCUACGGCAGCGGCUGGCAAAGGGCCAUCGAGGGUGUCUCUCCUACCUGAUUCGAACAAACCUCCGCGAAACUUACAUUAGUUCAUGUAUGAUAUCUUGUUUAGCGUGUACACGUAUGCGAGUAAAAAUAAUAGGGGUGCUUCUCGUUUGUAUGUAAAAUAAAACUCGUCAGUUGCUCAUGAGUGAUAUUAGUCCGGAAAUUAUCUCAGAGAUACGAUCUUGUAUUACAUAUUAAGAAUUUAUCUAUAUUGUUUGAAAUAGAGACGUUCAAAUGAGGAAGCGUUACAUACCAAAUAUUAGUAGUAUUGUAUUUAAUUAUUUAUUUAUUUAUUUGUUUAUUUUAUAU